AUGUCGCUCACCGGAGUGGAGCACGCUCUCACCGAAUACGGAGCUGAAAAUAUGACGACAGCGUCUUAUAUGAUUUCUAUGAUUGUGUAUCCCGUAACUCGUCGAGAGUGUGGUUGGCGGAGAAAGAUGGGAAAGAAAGAAAUCAGGUAUUUCAUCACUAGCCUACGUGCUGUCGCUCAUGGACGAAGGCUUCUUUGCGUAUGUCACGAGCGGGCUCACCUCGGUGACAAGGGUAACGGUGUAGCCAACAUGAGGGCGGAUGACGACAGCGGUCUCUCCUUCAUUUGGCGAGGCAAAGACGGAGACGAAUGCGGUUGA
Messenger RNA from Colletotrichum destructivum, 318 nucleotides. RefSeq lists its product as uncharacterized. The record is from RefSeq and is a predicted model, not a curated record. Lineage: Eukaryota; Fungi; Ascomycota; Sordariomycetes; Glomerellales; Glomerellaceae. Bases 1 to 318 code for a protein of 105 amino acids. The transcript has a single exon.